CUUGACGCGCUUAUUUUCAGCAUUUGUAUUUCUAUACUGCCUGCCCAGCACUGUGGGGUUCCAUGCGAUGUCCUACCCUAUCCUCCUAGGUUUUAUGCCGUCUGCAUAUUAACUCUGCGGUAGUCGGGGCAACCUCGAACACUGGUUCGGGUGACAAAUUCUAUGCAAUCAUGUUUCGCCGUCGAAGGGACCAAGAGAACAAAGGGCCGGAGCGGGAAGUCGCCUUCUGGAAGACCGAGCUGGAUAAGGUCAUUCAAGAGAAAAACACAUGGAUUGAAAAGUAUAUGAGGGCGACUGAGGAUGGGGAGGUCCUUCGUGCGGAGUUGUUCUUGUUGCAACGCGAAGCGCAGGCGGCAAAGGCGCAACUGGAGGUCUUUCGGCGACAGCAGGAAUGCCGUUCAGCCAUGGCAUUGGAGGCCGGCUGCGGGUCCACCGCGGGAACACCACAAAGGGCACCAGCACCUCCCACCUCCGCAACUGCAGCCGCCGCCGGCGCCAGGGGCGCAUGGGGCACCAGCGGCGGCGGAGGCAGCGCCGGAGGAGGCGGGGGGCUGUAUGACUCGUACGGCAUGGGAGCCAUGAAGUCCCCCGCGGCUCAUGCCGUACAAGUGGCGGCGGUUGCCAGCAGUUGCUCUCGGUCCGGUAGCCCCCGCUCUGGCGGCGUCGGCGGGGGAGGUGAAGCCGACAGUGGGGGUUUCGGAGGUGAUGUGGGCGCGGAGCGGCGGUGCGCAGCCCUGGAGGAGCAAGUGGCCAACCUCAAGUCCGAGAUGUCCCGGCUGCAGCGGCAGCUCUCGGCCGCCGAGUGCUCCUCGCAGCAGGCGGACCUGCGUGCCGCGCUGGCGGAGGAGCGGGCGGCGGAGGCGGGCAGGGAGGCGGAGGCGGUGCGGAGGCAGACGGAGUUCAUGCGGGCGGCCGCGGAGGCGCACCAGCGGGAGGCGGAGGCGUUGCGAGUGGAGGUGCAGUCCCAGCGGUCCAUCAACGACGAAACCGCCAAUGAAACCACCAAGAUCCUGAUGGAGCUGUCGGCGGCUCAACAACGCUGCGCGAACCUCGCGGCGGAGCUCUCCAACAAGGAAAAGAUGGUUGGGUUGUUGCAGUUGCAGUUGGGGGACAUGGCAGCAGCAAUGUCGGCGGCGGGUAUUGGCGGCGGCCCGGGGCUUAGCGGCGUCAGCGGCGGCGGGGUCGGGAGCUUUGGCGGCGCCGCCAGCGGGCGUUACAGCAUGGGCGGCGGCGGCGAUGGCGGCGGGCGCGCGGUGAGUGCUGGGAGCGCGAGUUUGAUGACGGCGGCGGGAGGAUCGGCUGUAGCGUCGUCGGCGACGGCGCCGCCUACGGGUUCUGUGUCUUUGUCGGCGUCGGGUUGGGGCCUGCAGGUGCGGCGGGGACGGGCGGCAGCGGCGGCGGCGACUGUGGCAGCGGCGGCGAGUGCCGUCGGCGGCGGUGGGGCCCUGUACGGCGGCGCUGCAGUGCCUGCGGUGACGGCGGCGGCAGCGCUGCGCAGCGGGACGGUGGCGAGUGGUGGAGUGGGUGGCGGCAGCGACGGCGACGGUGGGCGUUACGUCGCCAAUGAGUGGUCCUCCACUCGGCUGGACUCCCCGCAGGACGGCGGCAAGAGUCCUGUGUUGAGCUCGGAGGUUGCCGGUGGUGACGGCGACGGCGACGCUGACGCCACCGCCACCGCUGACACCUGCGCCAGCGGCACCCCGAACCGCCUCUGGAGCGCCGCCGCCGCUGUCGCCGCCGCCGCCGCCAACGGCGAUGCCACGCCUAGCGCCAGUCGCAGCCCGAGCCCGGCGUUCGUACAGGAGCCUGGCGGUGGCGGUGACGGAGGCGCCGCCGCUGCCGCCGGCGUCGGAUGCAUCGGCGGCGCCGGCGCCGGCAGCAGCCUUGUGUUCAGUCCGAGCCCCUUCCCGGUGUCCAGUCCAGUCCUCAGCAGCGGGCCCUGCAUGUCAUCAAGGGCCGCUUCGAACAGCCCCUUUACCCCAAUUGUCAGCAGCGGCGGCGGCGGCGGAGUGCUGCUGACGUCGUCGCCUGCUGCCACCCCUAGUGCGGCGUCCGUAUCGCUGACACAGGGGUCGGCUACUGCUACACCCGCCGAGUCGCAGGUAGCGACUCCGAUGGUGACAGCAGCGGCGGCGUUUCAGACACCGAUAAUCACAGCGGCGGUCGUCGCGACGCCGGUUGCGUCAGUGGCGGCGGUGACGCCGCCGCUCAUUGCGACGACGACGCCGUCGGAGAUAGCGGCGCUGGCGACUCCGCCGGUCCGCGCGCCGGUGACGUCAGUGGCAGGGCCGGCGGCGGCGGCGGCGACACGAGCGGCGGCGGUGACUCCGGUGGCUGCGUCAUUGCCGGCAGUUGUACAGGCACGUGCGGUGACGACGCCAGCUGUCAUGACGCCCUUGUACCAGGAGGUGGCGAUGCAGGUGGACCUGGCUCCCCCCUCACAACGUCCCUCCGUACUGCGAAGGAGCCUCUCAAAGGGCUUCGCCGCCGUCACUGCCGCCGCCGCCGCCGCAAUCGCCUCGCCGACUCCAUCCGCUGACGUCAUCACAUCGCCGCCGCAAACACAAUCCACAGCCAGCAGCUCCGUCGCCGCCGCUGUCGUACCAGCAGCCUCCGCCUCCGCCGCCUCCGCCAGCGUCCCCGACAGCACUCCGCCGCCGCCAGCUCAUUCCCGUCUGUCCACCCGAACCCCGGGAGUCCCGAGUCUACAGCUGGGCAGUGUGCAACGCAGUGCAGGUCCCGCCGCUGCCUCCCCCGCUACGGGCGGUGGUGGCAGCAGCAGCAACGCCACCGCCGGCACCACCAUUGGCAAGCGUGUUGCCCCGGAGCAGACGGCGGCGGAUGAGGCCGAUACGCCCGCAGCUAAGAAGUUGACAUCGCAUCAUGCAGGGUCUGUUCGGCAGUCGCCGGGCCCGGCCAGUCCUGUAGUUGCCAGCCAGAUUGCUGAUGGCACUAGCAGUGGCGGCAGUACGGCAGCAGCGGUUCCCGCUCCUGCCAAAAGUACGACAGCGCAGAGCGGUACGGCAACAUCAUCCGCGGCGGCGGCGGCAGCGGGGGCGACGACGUCGACACCGGCGGCAGUUGUAAAGCCGUUGGUCGCAACUGACCCGUCGGCUGCUGUCACGGCGGCGGCUCCGCCCGCUUCUACAUCAGCUGCACGCAAGCCAGCAGACGCGCCAGCAGCUGCGUCGGCGCAGCCAGCAAAGAACGUACCAGGCCCCGCGGCAGCAGCAGCAGCACCGGUUCCGAAGCCAACGGUUGUAGGCGAAACAGCGGCGGCAACGCCACUGGGAAAGUCAGCUGCGACAGCAGUUGAGUCGACGACGCAUACGACAACCCCUAAGACCACACAACCUGCAUCCAAGCCAGCCGCAUCUCCGGCGCCGGCAGUAGGCACAUUCGCGGCAGCGGCGGCACCCAAACCCACGGUGGCUUCGAAGCCCGCCGUUGCAACGCACCCAUCUGUGGCUGCACCUCCAAAACCGGCAGCAUCCGCCGCGCCGGCUGCAGGACCGGCCCCGACGCCUGUGCCUCCGUCAUUGGUGGCGGCAAAGCAGGCGGCUGCGUCGGCGGCCGCGGCAGCGGCAACCAUUCCGUCUAGUGGGACGGGAGCCGCAGCGGCACAGGCAGCGGCAACAGCAGUUUCGGCGGCAGCGCAGAAAGCCGUUUCAACGCCGCCACAGCAGGCGGCGGCCCCUACCGCAGCGUCCAAACCAGCAGCUACCAACACGCCGGCGACGACGGUAGCAGCAGCAGUGGUAGCGGCGAAAACGGAGGCGGCGGCCGGGCAGAAGCAGGAGUCGUCGGCAGCUAAGUCUGCAGUUGAAGCGCCGGCGCGGACACCUGAGCCUGCAACUGCGGCAGCGACGAUACCGGCGCCGGCCGCUUCAGUUUCAGCCGCGGCUGAAGCCGCUGUUAAACCCGCAACUGCAGCAGCGGCCACUUCAGAGGUGGCAGCAGCCGCAGCGGCUCUGAAACCAGGUGCGACAGUAGCAGCAGCAGCUCCAAAGUGCGAUACAGAGACGGCCGCAAAGCCUACGGUGGCGGCAGCAGAACCGUCGGUGGAGACGGCGGUGACAGGAACGCCAAAGCAACCCUCGGCGGCUGCAGAAACGACGCCCUCGGCCGUUCAGCAGCCCGUGUCGUCAGCUGCGGUGGCAACGGCAACUCCGAACCCGGAGGCGGCGACGCCUCACAAGCUGCAAGGGCCAGCUGCGAAGCCGGAAGCCGAUACACCGGCCCCGGAGGCCACGACAGCCCCUCCGGCGACGACUGUUGCGAAGCCACACGCUGCUGCGUCCGCCUUGGGUACACCCGCCGCUGCUGCUGCUGCUGCUGCUGCUGCCAAGGCAACACCGGCAGCAGCGUUUUCAGUUCUUCCUGCCCCUGCGCCGUCGCCUCAGCCAGCAGCAGCAGAGCGACAGCAGGAAGCGUCGGAUGACUCUGCAGUUGCCGCAGCCUCCUCAAAGGAAUCCGCACAGCCCUCGACGUCGUCGGUAGCGGUGACGGUAGCGAUUGCCCCGCCAGCAGCUGUAGCAGUGGCGAAACCACCUGCUGCUGCUGCACCUUUUGUUGCUGCAACACCCGUUGCUGCACCUGCUGCUGCUGCUGCUGCAGCUGCCCCCAGUACCCAAAUUGCAUCAUCUUCGACUGCCGCUCCCACGCCCAACACAUCGCAAGCAUCCAAGCCGCCAGUGUCACAACCGGCUAGCGGCGGCAGCAAGGUCGAGAACAGCAACGCUGGCAAACCCAGCUCCCAGAAGGAGGAGGGCGGCGCAGCAGCAGCGGCAGCACCUAAGCCUGCAGCCGCAUCACCCUCGGCACCCAUGGUUUCUUUUGCUACCGGCGCCGUGUUGACUACACAGAAGGACCAAGCCCCGGCCUCCAAAGAA
Astrephomene gubernaculifera is the source of this 4892-nucleotide messenger RNA. The record is from the annotation of a GenBank genome assembly. NCBI's taxonomy places the organism in Eukaryota, Viridiplantae, Chlorophyta, Chlorophyceae, Chlamydomonadales, Astrephomenaceae.